Parnassius mnemosyne (clouded apollo) is the source of this 270-nucleotide messenger RNA. NCBI's taxonomy places the organism in Eukaryota, Metazoa, Arthropoda, Insecta, Lepidoptera, Papilionidae. The record is from the annotation of a GenBank genome assembly.
AUGGCGGAAUUUGAUAUCUUAUGCUGUGACUCAACGAGGGCGAUCUCAGCGAAGAAGGGGAAGAAACAUUUUCACAUAAUAAUUUUGCGAAAUGUUCGUCGAAAAGUAUAUCUUGAGGAGGUGGUGGCGAGUUCAAGUGGUGGUGCUGUGCGAGGCGUGUGGUUCCCAGCGACGGCAGCAGCAGGCGGGCGUCAGGCACGAGGCGGCCGCCGCGCCCUCCUCUCCGACUCCUCAUCGUAUCUUAUAAUAUUAAUAAUAUUUUGUAUUUAA